Molecule: messenger RNA, 429 nt
Organism: Neltuma alba
Lineage: Eukaryota; Viridiplantae; Streptophyta; Magnoliopsida; Fabales; Fabaceae
Product: gibberellin-regulated protein 14-like
Exons: 2
Coding region: 1-429 (142 amino acids)
Source: RefSeq, a predicted model, not a curated record
AUGAUGUUAUUUGAUCUACAGAUAAACUACGUGAAAUCCCCCCUGUCACCACCACCAGAUGCCCCACCUGUGGGGGCGCAUGCCCCUCCGCAACCAGUGAAGCCAGUAACUCCUCCGCCUCCAGUCGUAAAGACCCCAUAUCCAAGUCCUCCGGCGCCGGAGAAGGCCCCAGUUCCACCAUCACCGGUGAAGCCGCCGGUCGCGCCAGCUCCACCUGCAGCUCCGAUAGUCAAAUCAAACAAGGACUGCGUGCCGCUUUGUGAGUAUAGAUGCCAAGUGCACUCGAGGAAAAGAGUUUGUAUGAGAGCAUGCACGACAUGCUGUGAACGCUGCAAAUGUGUCCCACCUGGUACUUUCGGCAACCGUGAAGUCUGUGGCAAGUGUUACACUGAUAUGCUCACCCACGGCAACAGACCCAAGUGCCCUUAG